GCAGUAGGUUCGUUUCCUCCGCCAGCAUCUUCAGGAAAGAUGAAGAUGCCGGGGGGAAAAGCAUCCUCAGCGAUCAAGUGUCGGGGGUUUAACCGUCUUUAAAUCUUCACCAGACCAUUGAAGCAGUAAGUGCACCAGUAAGAAGAGCAAAGCUUCAAGCUGCAUAAGUGGAGAACACGGAUACAAACGUUUAUAUAAUACAAUUUCAGAGGAUGUGGGUAUUGCAGUCAAGGCCAGAAUUUAUUGUCCCGAUUUUGAGAAGCUAACCAACCAUUUUGGAGGGCAGUUAAAGAAGCAAACACACUGCAGUGGGUCUGGAGUUACAUAUAGAUCAGACCAGAGGUUUGAUGUUCUGAACCAAAGAUGCCGCUCAUCAAGAGGAUCAUUGAACCUCGGCAUCUGUGUCAUGGGGCUUUACCAGAAGGUGUCACCAGUGAGUUGGAAUGUGUGACAAACAGCACGUUAGCUGCCAUUAUAAAGCAGCUUGGCAGUCUCAGCAGACAUGCUGAAGAUAUAUUUGGUGAGCUCUUUAAUGAAGCUAACAAUUUCUGUAUGCGAGUUAAUUGUCUUCAGGAGAGAAUUGAUUGUCUGGCAAUUAAAGUCACUCAACUGGACUCCACUGUGGAGGAAGUCUCACUUCAGGACAUCAACAUGAGGAAAGCAUUUAAGAGUUCAACAACACAAGAUCAGCAGGUGGUUUCACGGAAUACUAUUCCAAAUCCAGUUUUGGAAAUGUUCCAGCAAUGUGACAAACCACCACCUCUCAACAUCCUGACACCAUACAGGGAUGACAGAAAAGAUGGGUUGAAAUUUUACACAGAUUCCUCCUAUUUCUUCAAUUUAUGGAAGGAAAAGAUGCUGCAGGCUACAGAGGAUAAAAGGAAGGAAAAACGAAGACAAAAGGAACAGAAACUGGUGGAAGAUGCCACUCGUGAGGUGAAGAAGGUUCGUAAAGCUCGAACCCGACGACCAGAGUGGGAUGUGAUGGGACGCGAUAAAGAGUUUCGAGCUGACCACAGGUUUUCUCCGUCACCCUAUCACAUAGCAUCUUCUGAAGGAUCAGUGUCACCUGAUACCAGGUCUUAUGCAUCUGAUGUUGGAGAGCUUUCAUAUCCUGCCAGCCCCAAUCAUCCAGUUCAACAGUCAGCUGUCUCCAUUUCUUGUAUAGCACCUGAUAACAAAGAGCUCUUAUCAGCUGUAACCCAGGCACAGGAUCGUGCAUACAGACUACCUGCCACAAACGUUCGGCAAGCCUCACUUACCAGACCACAGCAGCCCCACCUGACACAGCCUACGGAAGCAACACUGAAUGGACCAAGACCCCAACUAGUUAAAGACUACAGUGCACAGCCAGUGCAGUUGGCAGAGUACUAUACACCACCUGCCCCUGCUCCUCCUCCUCCACCCCCUCCCCUCAUCCCAUCAGCCCAAACAGCAUUUGACAGUCCGAUUUCUGCAACUCCACCUCUUGCAGUCAGUUCAGUGGCAGCAGUGGGCCGCACGUAUACCCCUUCCCCUCCCCCGCCUGCACCUCCAUUGUCUUAUACGCCGCCACCUCCUGGUCCUCCUGCUGCACCCCCUCCUCCUCCACCUGGUCCACCCCUUUUAGCCCCAUCUCCACUGCACUCUGCUUUGCCACCCACUGCAAUUGAAAUAAAGAAAGCCCAAGCAACUCUGAUGCCAAUUAGUGAUGCUCGAAGUGACCUGCUGGCUGCUAUUCGAAGAGGAAUUCAGCUUCGAAAAGUACAAGAACAACGAGAGCAAGAAGCAAAAAAAGAGCCCGUUGGGAAUGAUGUGGCAACCAUUCUGUCCCGUCGGAUUGCAGUGGAGUACAGCGAGUCUGAUGAUGACUCAGAACUGGACGAGAAUGAGUGGUCUGAUUAACAAGU
Molecule: messenger RNA, 1889 nt
Organism: Rhincodon typus (whale shark)
Lineage: Eukaryota; Metazoa; Chordata; Chondrichthyes; Orectolobiformes; Rhincodontidae
Product: wiskott-Aldrich syndrome protein family member 3-like
Exons: 11
Coding region: 364-1884 (506 amino acids)
Biological process (GO): positive regulation of Arp2/3 complex-mediated actin nucleation; actin cytoskeleton organization
Cellular component (GO): SCAR complex; cytoskeleton
Molecular function (GO): Arp2/3 complex binding; protein kinase A regulatory subunit binding; actin binding
Source: RefSeq, a predicted model, not a curated record